Molecule: messenger RNA, 1467 nt
Organism: Corylus avellana
Lineage: Eukaryota; Viridiplantae; Streptophyta; Magnoliopsida; Fagales; Betulaceae
Product: E3 ubiquitin-protein ligase BRE1
Biological process (GO): ubiquitin-dependent protein catabolic process
Cellular component (GO): SUMO-targeted ubiquitin ligase complex
Molecular function (GO): ubiquitin protein ligase activity; SUMO-ubiquitin ligase activity; SUMO binding
Source: RefSeq, a predicted model, not a curated record
CAACAACCCGUGUCCGGUCCAUGUUUAAAGGGCUCUCAUAAAGAAGUCGUAGCCAGCCAGCAUGCCUUGUUAGAGCGGGAGAGAGAGAGAGAGAGAGAGAGAGAGAGAGGGGCAGGCCAAAAUGUGAAAAUGAGAGCACGCUCGAAGACAUUGAAACGGCAGCAAUACUAUUAAAUUUUCUGGAAAAUGACGAGGAAACCAUAAAGGAAGACUUUGGGCUGCAAUUGUAUUCUAAACGCGUACGCAUAUAUAUGGAAAGGCAGAGAAGAGUCUCCUUGUUCUUAUCUUCUCCUUUUCUCUUCUUCGAUAAGAUAGUUGUCAACUCUAUUAUCUAUUCUUUGAAUCUCACCACAGAUUCUGAUUUUAUAUCCACAGGGUCACAAGACUUUAGAAACCAGCAAUUAUGAUUCUUAGCAUGAGCUUAAAUGGAUCAAGUGCAUGUCCCGAAGGGACAAGAGACUCUAAGAGGAGAACGAUGGUAUUAGACUUGGACCUUAAUUAUCCGCCUCCUGAGGAGAACACAGCUCUAAUUGAUCUUCGAGAUGUACGACCUCGAGAGAAUGAACACUCACAAAGAGAAGCUCUGCUUAAUGCCGAGUUCAUUGAUGAAGAAAUUGUUGUGAUCUCCCCAAGGAAAUUUGCGGAAGCAAAGAACAAUUCUCAAAGAAACCGUUCUCAGAGAAGCUGUGGAGUUAUAGAUAGGCUCCAUGAACCUGCAGAAGCAUGCAGUCAUGUUUCAGAAUUAGUCGCUCUUAGCCACAUCAAGCACAGAAAUCAACGAGGCAAGGCAGUUCUUAACUGGGAACUUUACAUGAACGCGGAAGUCACUGACAAAAUCAAGAAAAGUGAUGUUCCCAUGCCUCAUUCUGAACCCCAGCAUGAAAGACCUAUCUUCAGUUGUGCGAUCUGCAUGGGCCAGUUGAUUGAAGAGACAUCGACAAAAUGUGGUCACAUCUUCUGUAAGAAAUGCAUUGAGGUGGCAAUAGCUACUCAGCACAAAUGCCCUACCUGUAGGCAUAAACUUAGAAAGCGAGACAUCUUCAGGGUCUACCUUCCAACUGCCAGCUAAUUGAACUUUAUACUGCGUGAUAGCAAACUAUGGCUAGGGUUCACCAAUGGGUUCAGUUAUGGGCAGCUGUGAUUGUGAACCUGUCAAGAUUACUCGUGUUUGGAUCUUGCUAGUGGAUAUAAUGGUCUACAGAUCCAGCUGGUCCUGGUUUGGGGCUCAAGGCUGGUUCUUCACUUUGCACCAAGUCCUAAUGAGAUUAAAAACAAUGCUUCCUGAUUCUUAGGUUGCAAGCCUAAGCAUCUAGUUGUAAAAUCAACCUGAUUUAUGAAAUUCCUAUAUUUAAAAUCAGUGGCUAUUGUAUGUUUGUUAAUGUGAUUGGGGGUUGUUUUGUUUCUGGUUUGAAAAAGUGUUAUGAACUUAUGAUGGAUAAAUGCGAACAGUUUUUGUGUUUUUGAGUU